This is a messenger RNA of Daldinia vernicosa, 2046 nucleotides long. Its product is annotated as pyruvate kinase. Gene Ontology annotation, biological process: glycolytic process. NCBI's taxonomy places the organism in Eukaryota, Fungi, Ascomycota, Sordariomycetes, Xylariales, Hypoxylaceae. Gene Ontology annotation, molecular function: magnesium ion binding; pyruvate kinase activity; potassium ion binding. Gene Ontology annotation, cellular component: cytoplasm. Bases 285 to 1874 code for a protein of 529 amino acids. The transcript is spliced from 6 exons. The record is from RefSeq and is a predicted model, not a curated record.
CUCAAGCAAAAAGUCCAUGACAGAGGUGGGGUUAAUCCGUAAACUCGUUCUAACUUUUCUGAAUUGUUUAUAUUUUAGAAAUACCUCACAUCAUCAUCACGUUGUUUCGUGAACCCCUUUUUAAUCCUGAUCUUCCCUCCUUGUUCCAGUUCCUACCGUCUUUCUCCCAUUUUCUGGUUCAACGCAUUAUCAUCUUCUUCGGGCCUGACUGUACGGCCGUCUAAGAAGACCCUUUUUCUACCUUGAUAUCCCUGUCUUGACACUGCUCCGAGUAGCUUCUAAGCAUGUCUGCCUCGUCUCUUGAUCACCUUGCCCUAGGUGGCCGUGUUGAAUGGCUCGCGAGCCUCAACACAGCUGAUGUUCCCGACAAGAAUGCCCACCGGCGAACCUCCAUCAUCUGCACCAUCGGACCCAAGACCAACUCGGUUGAGAAGAUUAACUCUCUCCGACAAGCAGGUCUUAAUAUCGUCCGCAUGAACUUCAGCCAUGGAAGCUACGAAUACCACCAAUCUGUCAUUGACAACACCCGUGCUGCGGAGCAGCAGCAGCCUGGUCGGCAAGUCGCCAUCGCUCUCGACACAAAGGGGCCCGAGAUCCGUACUGGUGAUACUGAGCGCGGUGAAGAUAUUCCCCUCAAGGCUGGAACUGUCUUGAACAUCACCACGGAUGAAAAGUAUAAGACGGCGUGUAGCGUAGAGAAUAUGUAUGUUGACUAUAAGAACAUCACCAAAGUGAUCGAACCGGGAAAGAUCAUAUAUGUCGACGAUGGUGUGCUUGCCUUCGAUGUGCUCAGAAUCAAGGACGACAAGACUGUCGAAGUACGCGCCCGAAACAACGGGUAUAUCUCCUCCCGAAAGGGUGUCAACCUCCCCGACACUGAUGUCGAUCUCCCUGCUUUGUCAGAGAAGGACAAGAAAGAUCUCCGGUUCGGAGUCCAGAACAACGUGGACAUGGUUUUCGCCAGCUUCAUUCGACGAGGUGAAGACAUCCGUGCGAUUCGCGAAGUCUUGGGAGAAGAUGGUAAACAUAUUCAGAUUAUUGCCAAGAUUGAGAACCGACAAGGACUCAACAACUUCGAUCAAAUUCUUGAGGAGACCGAUGGUGUUAUGGUAGCUCGAGGAGAUCUAGGUAUUGAGAUCCCAGCCUACGAAGUAUUCGCCGCCCAGAAGAAGUUGAUUGCCAAGUGCAACAUUGCUGGCAAACCCGUGAUCUGCGCCACGCAAAUGUUGGAAAGCAUGAUUACCAACCCUCGCCCCACCAGAGCAGAAAUCAGCGACGUUGGUAAUGCUGUUACUGACGGAGCUGACUGUGUCAUGCUUAGCGGCGAGACUGCCAAAGGUGCGUAUCCGGAGCUGGCUGUCCGCGAGAUGAGCAACACCUGCCUUGCAGCGGAGAACUCCAUCCCCUACGUCAGCCACUACGAGGAGAUGGUCACGUUGGCAAAGCGUCCCACGAGCGUUGUUGAGAGUUGUGCUAUGGCUGCGGUACGAGCGUCUUUGGACCUGAAUGCGGGAGCCAUUAUCGUUCUGUCAACGUCUGGUGACUCUGCCCGUCUGCUAUCGAAGUACCGACCGGUGUGUCCCAUCUUCAUGGUCACUCGUAACGCAUCUGCGUCGCGCUAUGCACACCUGUACCGUGGUGUCUAUCCUUUCCUAUUUGACGAAGCGAAGCCGGACUACGAUAACGUUAACUGGCAAGAGGAUGUAGACCGCCGCAUUAAAUGGGCCGUUGAGAGGGCCUUAGGAUUGGGACUUUUGAACAAGACCGAUACUAUUGUCGUUGUCCAAGGCUGGAGAGGUGGUAUGGGUAAUACAAACACAACACGGAUCGUCAAGGCCGACCCGGCAUCCCUAGGAUUAGGAAUGAUGCAUUGAUUGAUAGAUGCACUAAUUGGAACAAGGAACUGUACGGAAGGUAGUUUACUCAGGUAAUCUCUACGGCGUUAUAAGUCGGAAGGCAACAGGACGAUGAAAUUGUUGCCGGUAAGAGAGGCAGCUUGAGAUGAUCAAUAUAUUAUAAAUAUGAUUAUAUUUCAUUUUCUGCGCA